Molecule: messenger RNA, 670 nt
Organism: Amyelois transitella
Lineage: Eukaryota; Metazoa; Arthropoda; Insecta; Lepidoptera; Pyralidae
Exons: 4
Coding region: 5-637 (210 amino acids)
Source: RefSeq, a predicted model, not a curated record
AGGAAUGUUGGGGACCCCUAUCACGUCAGAAGAGGUUCCAGAAAUGAAUUUCAGGAAGGCGCUGAGAAGAGUUUCACAAGGAUAUGAACGAUUGCGACAGAAUCUAGUGCUAGAUGAACCAUUGUCUGUGGUGGACCCUGCCUUCCAUUACGGACUGAUCCUCGGAGUGGUAGAUGCUGCAGCCACAAGGCUCACAAAUUCAACAAAUUUGGAAUCUCAAGCUGUUUAUCUGGAGACACUGGAGAACGAUUUACCAUUUGUCUACCAAGCGGUCUCCAAAGCCAAUCAGCAACUAGAGGGCCACCUGGAUGAAGUGGAAAACGCUUUGAAACCGUUGGUCGACCUUAUGAACGAUGUGUGUGUGAAUCUGGACGACAAAUCCUGCAAUAUACUUGUCCAGCAUUAUCUUGGACAAGAGACCCCAGAUCACAUAACUGGUCAUUUGAGGCUUAGAGCGGUCGAGGUCUUGCGCACGGCGAAUGAGCUGGCGCGCCGGUACCUGAAGCUGAAUGAGAGGUUCACCUUAGCCAGCACUCGCCUCGCAGGCCUAUUUUAUACUUUGCACAAAGUGAGGAAACUUAGCAAACUUGCCGAUCUCCUCCAUACAGCAAUAGUUAGGAGCCGUCUUACUGUCUAAAAUUAUGUAAUUGUUAAAUUUUGUGUACACCUA